Messenger RNA from Elaeis guineensis (African oil palm), 2145 nucleotides. Its product is annotated as sialyltransferase-like protein 5. NCBI's taxonomy places the organism in Eukaryota, Viridiplantae, Streptophyta, Magnoliopsida, Arecales, Arecaceae. The record is from RefSeq and is a predicted model, not a curated record. Gene Ontology annotation, biological process: pollen tube growth; pollen germination. Gene Ontology annotation, molecular function: sialyltransferase activity.
UCCCCGGCGAAUGAAGCGCUUCCAUCUAAGAUUCUAGAGCAUAGUUGGCGGUGGAUUGCUUUCCGAUCCCGAUGCCGAGCCCAAAGAGCUCUGCCGCCGCCCGCCGGCCUACCGUCGUCCUACUCCUCGGAGCGGCCCUCGCCUUCUCCAUCUUCCUUGUCUCCAUUCAGUCCUCCUACUUCACCAGAAGCCCGAGAUCGGAAUCGAACAGUGAGGAGAUACGGAUCCUCUCGGAUUUCCAGUCCCAUGUGCAGCAAUGCGUGGCAAGCCGAGGACUUGGCCUUACAGCAGAUAUUAUCGAUCACUGUAGAUUGGUCCUCAAGUUUCCUGAAGGCACAAACAGUACCUGGUUCAAUAAACAGUUUAAAAUUUUUGAGCCACUGGAGUACAAAUAUGAUGUCUGUGAAGCUAUCCUUCUAUGGGAGCAGUACCGUAACAUGACUACAGUGUUGACAAGGGAAUACCUAGAUGUGCGACCAGAUGGAUGGUUAGAGUAUGCUGCAAAAAGGAUUGCACAACUGGGUGCAGAUAAAUGCUACAACCGUUCUCUUUGUGAGGAGAAUCUUAAUUUGAUUUUACCAGCAAAGCCUCCUUUUCAUCCACGUCAGUUUAGAACAUGUGCAGUUGUUGGGAACUCAGGAGAUCUCUUAAAGACAGAAUUUGGGCAAGAAAUUGAUGAGCAUGAUGCUGUCUUUCGGGACAAUGAGGCUCCUGUUAAUGAAAAAUAUGCCAAACAUGUGGGCCUGAAAAGGGACUUCCGUCUGGUUGUAAGAGGUGCAGCACGUAACAUGGCUGCCAUCCUUAAAGGAUCCUCUGAUGAGGUGCUUAUAAUCAAAAGUGUGACGCAUAGAGAUUUCAAUGCUGUGAUAAAGGAGCUUCCAAAUCCUGUUUAUCUUUUUCAAGGUAUUGUGCUACGACGGGGUGCCAAAGGAACUGGAAUGAAAUCUAUCGAACUUGCACUCUCCAUGUGUGACAUUGUUGACAUAUAUGGUUUUACAGUGGAUCCUGGCUAUACAGAAUGGACCCGCUACUUCUCAAGCCCCAGACAAGGCCACAAUCCAUUGCAAGGACGAGCUUAUUAUCAACUUCUAGAAUGCCUUGGGGUUAUUAGGAUACACUCUCCAAUGAGAGCCCAGAGGAAGCAAGAUUGGUCAGAUGUGCCAAGCAAAGAAAUCAGAAGAGGUGCUCAUGUUGCUGCUUUGCGUCUGAAAAGAAAGCAAGCUGGUCAAGCAGAUGACCUGGGACCCUUUGGCAAUUGUAAGGUAUGGGGUUCAGUGGGACCAGAUGGUGGCGGACCUGUUUCGGGAUCAGCAGAUAUGAGUGACACUAGGAAAAACUCAAAUUACAGUAAGUGGGAAGUCCUGCCAUUUGAGAGCCUGAGAAGAGAAGCAAGAGAGCACCAUGUUCAAAUGAAUGGAGUGUCUCUCUACAAAAUGGAUGGAAACAAAUUGGAUGAUCUGGUCUGCGUGAACCACACCUUGCCAUUAAAGGUUUGAGAAGAUGAGGACCAUAGUUGACUGAUUGGCCUAUAUUCCAUGGUGGAAGCCAGAUAGUAAUUGAAGUUGAGCUAUAAAAGAUUGGUUUUCCUUUGUAAAAAAGAAGGCUUAGGGCAUCCCUCUUUCUGGGAAAAAUGGGAAAAUCUGGUCAGAUCACAGCACAAUAGUUUGUUGCUUUAUAUUCCAUUAGAAUUAAGUCAUACAAGAAAGGGGGCAGGGUCAACAUUGAUAGUCUGAGAUCUCUUCUGGAUCGAGCCAAGAGUGAUUCUGGUUGAUGCUUAUGAAGCUACGAAUUUAAAGUUCAGUGUUGACCGCAUUUGAGAUUGUAUUAGAAUGUUAGAUUCUUCCCUUGUAGCAUUCGAUACCAUGUGUGUUAUAUUGGUUUCAAUCGCUUGUGUUAGAAUAACAGAAAUGUGUUGAGUCUCCAGGAAUUGACAUAACAGCUAUUUUUUUUUUUGCCAACGGAAGUUCCUUUUAUUUUUUAUUUUUGAUCUCAUCUUUAUUUCUUUUUGUACUUUUCUGUGGUAAGUGCAUCUUGGCACUUUAAUAAUGCCACUUAAUUUUCUUAUAUGGUAACAGCAAACUUCAUGGUAGCUUGUAUAUUAUUUUCUUAGGAGUAUCCUGGAAAAUUAAUGAAGCUCAACUUUUA